Messenger RNA from Vigna radiata var. radiata (mung bean), 519 nucleotides. RefSeq lists its product as uncharacterized. The transcript has a single exon. The coding region runs from base 1 to 519 and encodes 172 amino acids. The record is from RefSeq and is a predicted model, not a curated record. Lineage: Eukaryota; Viridiplantae; Streptophyta; Magnoliopsida; Fabales; Fabaceae.
AUGCAUCAGUCCAGAUAUGCAUUGGACAUGUUAAAUAAAUUUGACAUGCUUCAUUGCAAUUCUGCAAAUACUCUAGCAGAGGUGAGUUUGAAGCUGGAAAAGGAUCCAGGAGAAGAAGGAGUUAAUCUUAUUGAGUAUAGGGAAAUGGUUGGGAGCCUAAGAUAUAUAUGCCAUACAAAGCCAGAUCUCAGCUCCAAUGUGGGUGUUAUUAGUAGAUUUAUGCAGAGUCCUAGAAUAUCUCAUUUGAAUGCUGCUAAGCAUAUGCUAAGAUACUUGAAAGGUACAUAUACCUAUGGAAUAUUUCUGCCGAGAGGAGAACCAAGAACAAAGGUACAAAUUACCUCUUAUUCAGACUCAGAUUUGUGCGAGGAUAAAGGUGACAGGAAGAGUACUGUUGGGUACAUUUUCUUCCUUGGAGGAGCACCAAUUUCAUGGAAUUCUACGAAAGAAUCAGUAGGGGCUCUAUCAUCCUAUGAGGCAGAAUACAUUGUUGUCUAUGAGGUUCGCUAUGUUAUUUGA